AUGAAGGCACUUGUCCAAGGUUCAACUAGUGUUCAAAACCAGGGAUGUUUGACUCUGAAAUCCAAGUUCUUUAACCCUACGCUGUACCGCUUUUUCCCCUCCAGUGGUGAGGCCUGCGCGGGCCGCGGGGAGCCGGAGGAGAGCGCCGAGCCUCGGGCCAGCCGGGUCGGUGCGGACGCCGCGGCGGCGGAGGCCGUGGCCGCCCCUCCCCCACCGGCCCGGCCCAACCGCCGCUACGACGGACACGCACGGGCCGCGCGUCCGCCGCCAGUCGGCGCUCCGGCAACUGCCGGGCGACCCCAGGCGGGGGCGGGUUGGCCGGCCCGAUCCUGCCGGCGGCUUCCCGGAACAAUAAGCGCCGUACCCCGAGUGGCGGCGCCGCCGGGACCCCUCGCUCGGGCCCACCGAGGCGGUCGGGGGCUGAGGCGUGACCCGCCCCGGCCCCGGCCUGUUGGCUGGCGACGUCGGGGGAAAGACCCGAGCCUGCCGGGACUCUACCGUUCCUGCCCCGCCGCCCGGGAAGACCUGCCCGCCCGAAGCGGCGGAGUCCGCGGCGGCGGCGCUGAGGGCACCUCCCGCGGGCCUCCGAGCUCUGAGAAACUCUGAAGUAUUCACAUUGGAUUUGCCUGUCGAGACUAGAUGGUUGAGCAGCUAAUAAGCUACUGACAUCCAG
Molecule: messenger RNA, 673 nt
Organism: Ailuropoda melanoleuca (giant panda)
Lineage: Eukaryota; Metazoa; Chordata; Mammalia; Carnivora; Ursidae
Product: atherin-like
Exons: 4
Coding region: 1-606 (201 amino acids)
Source: RefSeq, a predicted model, not a curated record